UCCUAUGGAGGCGCAGAGUGGUCCCAGGCCUGCAGGGGUGCUGCUGCCUCUGACUGCAGUUAAGGCUGUAGCCUGAGGUCUCUGGGCAGCCCCAGGAGCCCACAAUAGCAUGUGAGCUGCCACCUGCAACAUGUCAGACGCCUUGGCUAACGCGGUGUGCCAGCGCUGCCAAGCCCGCUUCGCCCCUGCCGAGCGCAUCGUCCACAGCAGCGGGGAGCUGUACCACGAGCACUGCUUCGUGUGCGCCCAGUGCUUCCGGCCGUUCCCCGAGGGGCUCUUCUACGAGUUCGAAGGCCGGAAGUACUGUGAACACGACUUCCAAAUGCUGUUUGCUCCGUGCUGUGGAUCCUGCGGUGAGUUCAUCAUUGGCCGCGUCAUCAAGGCCAUGAACAACAACUGGCACCCGGGCUGCUUCCGCUGCGAGCUGUGCGACGUGGAGCUGGCUGACCUGGGCUUCGUGAAGAACGCGGGCAGGCACCUCUGCCGGCCUUGCCACAACCGCGAGAAGGCCAAGGGCCUGGGCAAGUACAUCUGUCAGCGGUGCCACCUGGUCAUCGAUGAGCAGCCCCUCAUGUUCAGGAACGACGCCUACCACCCCGACCACUUCAGCUGUACCCACUGCGGGAAGGAGCUGACUGCCGAGGCCCGUGAGCUGAAGGGCGAGCUCUACUGCCUGCCUUGCCACGACAAGAUGGGCGUCCCCAUCUGCGGGGCCUGCCGUCGGCCCAUCGAGGGCCGCGUGGUCAAUGCGCUGGGCAAGCAGUGGCACGUGGAGCACUUUGUCUGUGCCAAGUGCGAGAAGCCGUUCCUGGGGCACCGGCACUACGAGAAGAAGGGGCUGGCCUACUGCGAGACCCACUACAACCAGCUCUUUGGGGAUGUCUGCUACAACUGCAGCCAUGUGAUCGAGGGCGACGUGGUGUCAGCCCUCAACAAGGCCUGGUGUGUGAGCUGCUUCUCCUGCUCCACCUGCAACAGCAAGCUCACCCUCAAGAACAAGUUUGUGGAGUUCGACAUGAAGCCCGUGUGCAAGAGGUGCUACGAGAAGUUCCCGCUGGAGCUGAAGAAGCGGCUGAAGAAGCUGUCGGAGCUGACCUCCCGCAAGGCCCAGCCCAAGUCUGUGGACCUCAACUCGGCCUGAAGGCCCUGCCCGCCCGCCUCGUCCCGGCCGGCUCCUCCCGCCCUUGCUGCCUUUUCCGUGCCACCCGCUCCGGUCGUCUGCCCUUGUACUCCACACCUCGGUUUAUCUGUGUGCCCCCGCCUUCCCUCCCCCUUUCUCCUCCUCUCUGCCUCCCAAGUCCCUUCUGUCCUUGGCUGGGGCCCUUCCCUUUCCUUCUGUGCAGAGGCAGGGUCUGGGAGGGGAGCCUGGGACGGGUCUGGGCCCACUCCUGGCAGCCACCUCCGCCUGCGGGUCUCCAGGAGCCUGUCCUGACCUGUCCCUCCCUGCAGGGGUCCUGGUGGCACACACUCUCCUGUGGGGGCCUCUGCCCCAGCGUGGCCGUGCUAUGUGCAUGCUGCCAUCUGGGGUGGCACGGCCAGGGUGGCCCGCCUGAGCCACAGGGCCAGGCCAUGCAGACGGGGCCUCUGGGGGACACCCUUCAGCCCCUCGACACUGCUCAACCAAGUAUUGCCCCUGCUCCCAAACUGGACCAGCAAGUCCUGCCACACCCACCUGCCAGCCACCUGCAGAUCCAGGACCCCACCCACCGCUCAGGGACCUUCCUGAAAUCCCACUUGGGCUGCCUGCCUCUGUCCCCCUUUCCCUGCCCCGGGGCCUGCAUCGAGCCCUCGGGUGGGGCUGCUGGGGGCUGAGGCCCGGGUGGUUCGCUCCCUCCUCCAGGGAGGACACGUCCUCUGUAGCCAGUGCAGAUCUGGCGCUGGGGCUCAUGCUUGCACAAUGA
Molecule: messenger RNA, 1901 nt
Organism: Propithecus coquereli (Coquerel's sifaka)
Lineage: Eukaryota; Metazoa; Chordata; Mammalia; Primates; Indriidae
Gene: LIMS2
Product: LIM and senescent cell antigen-like domains 2
Exons: 10
Coding region: 131-1141 (336 amino acids)
Biological process (GO): positive regulation of integrin-mediated signaling pathway; cell-cell junction organization; cell-cell adhesion
Cellular component (GO): cell-cell junction; focal adhesion; cytoplasm
Source: RefSeq, a predicted model, not a curated record